UCAGCUGUAAUGAAUCAUUGUUCAUUACAUGAUAGUGGAGAUUAACGUCUCAGUCGGUUCUAAAUUUUAUUUAUAUGAAAGUGAUUGUGAGGGAUCUAGACGUUAUCAGAACAGCAGCGUGAAUUAUAUCAAAAGUUACAAGAGAUGGCUAUUAAUAUUCUUCGAUAUCGCAGUCGGUUCCUAUUUCUGGUUUUCCUGUGUCUUACGUCUUCCGUGAUUCUGCUGGUGACCUGGGAGAAUGGUUUGACAGGUAUUUUACUUUUGAGGACUUCUUUUUCGAGUCUCGCAGAAAAUGCUGAAGUGGAAAUUCAAUUGGAAAGCAGCUCUUUUGUCACCGACUGGUGCAGAGUAAGAAAAGCCAGACUAGAUUGGAAAGAACUUCUGAAACCUUGUUCAAAGUACAUACAAUGGUCUUCGAAAGUUAAGGACACAUCUUUGCGUACAAACGCCACGACUAGUACUAUCGUAUUCUGGGAACUAAACCCUUCGGGACGUUUCAGUCGAUUUGUAAUUCAAUCUAGGACUAAAGCAAAGAUUCCUCAGAAAUCUGGAGGGGAUAGUUGGCUGGUUCGCAUCAAGGGAGAGGCGUAUAUAUCAGCCACAGUUAUUGACCAUGAUAAUGGUACCUAUGAGGUAUUGUUCUUGCCGAUGGAACCAGGUGACUACCAAGCGCAGAUACGACUUGAUUAUUCGCUGUGUGAUGGAUACCGAGAUCCGCCGCCUGAUUGGUUUAUUAUAGGUAAUUCCCAAGGAAAGCACCAGCCUGAAGGUACACUAGGAACACUGGAUGACUAUCUCCUUGAGCCUCUGGGUAGAAAACCGUUGCAUGAGUUUAGUAUUAAAUCUGGAAAUGCUACACUGAAGAAUGUGAUAAAAAAUGUACGCUCAAAUAAACUGGUCAGCGGCUGUGGCAGUCUUUCUUGUCGAUUCCUGUGGGAUGGUUAUGGACGAUGGCUGCGUCGAACAUGGAUGCCUCUAGUACCCGGAUCUCUACAGCAGCCACGUUACAGAGAUACCUCGAAAGGCAAAGGAAUAAUGUGGUUUUACGGCGACUCCCUAAAUUACAACCGCUAUCGCUACAACUUUAACGACAGUGAAUUGUGUAAAGACUCGUUUGACCAAUGCAGCUUCAACAUCAACUUCAUUUACCACAUCAAGUACAGAAUAGAGCUGGACACUACUGAAACAGAUGAACUGGACUUCAACGUCACACGUGUUCUAGAUCACUUCCGCUCCGUUCUGUUACAUCCACGUGUCAAUCACGUGAACAGUGUGAUCGUUUUGAACAUGGGCUUGCAUUACGUCAUGGGCCUCACAUUUGAACGAUACCAGGACCUUAUUCAACGAACGAUAGGAGUGAUCAAAGAAAACGAGAGGAGUCCCCACGGGAAAUUGGAACGCAGGUUCAAAGGUCACGUGAUAUGGUUGACGACGACGGCGAUCAAUAAAGAAAACGCAAAGGAAUUACAAGCAACAAAAUGGCGGUUCUGUACUUAUCAACGAGUGAUUCUAUUCAAUGCGUACGCUACAUCAGCCAUGUGCGAAGCAGGGAUCGAUAUAGUAGACAUGUACCCUAUAACUGAUUCGUAUCCUGAUGGUACCUAUGACGUGGUCCACUACAGACCGCCUGCUUCUCAGCCUAUAGUGUCUGUCUUUCAAGGCUAUCUCGGGCCGCCAUUACAAACUUGAGGAGUUCUUUGUGACUCAAAAUUAUCCAGAUUUAAUAGAGUUUACCAAAAUUUAGAACUAAGAUAAAAUGGAUUAAAUACUCUAAUUUUAAUUUUUAAUUUUCGUCGCUUUCUCAACUUAAAACAAAUUAAUGAUAAUAAUAAUAAUAACUUUAUUUCUUAAAAAACGCAUUUCUAAAACUCAAUGCUUGUUUAAAUUGGAAUCUAUAUUCGUCCGGGAGAAUCGCUUGAUGUGUCUCUGCAAACUGAAUAAGAAGAGACAACUAGCUAAAAACUAGUGUGAGCUGCGUCGGUGUUUCUAAUGAAACAGUAAUGAUAAAAGGGUAAAUUGUACGCCGUUACAUCUCUCCACGGUGUAAAAUUUACCCUUUAAUCAUCUCUGCAAAAUAGAUGACUUUACUAGUAACUCGAUUAUAAUUCUUCUUUAGUUGAGAAAUCGUUCAAAAUCAAAAACUGCCGAGGGCAUUUAAUCUGGGCGGCCGCGAGGUCUGUAAUCAGGAGAAACUUUUCGGAGUGCCACGAAGAGGGGCGUUUGUAUUUUGUGCCGAGAACUGUACAAGCUCGUCAAAUUGGCCAAUCCAUUUGUUGAGGCGAAGAAUCGCUUGCAGUUGAAGUUUCUAUAAAAAAAUAGAUUCCUUUUGAUUUGAUUAGACAUAUUUAUUUAAACUUGUUUAUCAAUAAAUAUAUA
Actinia tenebrosa (Australian red waratah sea anemone) is the source of this 2376-nucleotide messenger RNA. RefSeq lists its product as uncharacterized. Lineage: Eukaryota; Metazoa; Cnidaria; Anthozoa; Actiniaria; Actiniidae. The record is from RefSeq and is a predicted model, not a curated record.